UUUGUGCAGAGACAAGAGCCUGUGUGAGUCAGCAUAGGCCAAAGAAAAGCUUCAGUAUAUUAUCAGACAUCUGACUUUAUUAGACAUGAAAGAAUGAACAUGGGAGAGAGACCCUAUCCAUGCCUUGAGUGUGGAAAAAGUUUUAGUCAGAGCUCAACCCUCAUCACACAUCAGAGAAUCCACACUGGUGAGAGGCCGUACACAUGCCCUGAGUGUGGGAAAAGCUUCAAUCGGAACUCACACCUCAUCACGCAUCGGAGAAUCCACACAGGAGAGCGACCUUACACAUGCUCUGAAUGUGGGAAAAGCUUCAAUCGGAACUCAAACCUGAUCACACAUCAGAGAGUCCACACAGGAGAGACACCCUACACAUGCUCUGAGUGUGGGAAAAGCUUCAGUCAUGGCUCAGCCCUGAUCACCCAUCGGAGAAUCCACACUGGAGAGACGCCCUACACAUGCCCUGAGUGUGGGAAACGUUUCAAUCACAGCUCACACCUCAUCACACAUCAGAGAAUCCACACAGGAGAGACACCCUAUGUGUGCUCUGAGUGUGGGAAAAGCUUCUGUCGGAGAUCUGCUCUUAUCACACAUCAGAGAAUCCACACGGGAGAGAGACCCUACACAUGCCCUGAGUGUGGGAAAAGCUUCAACCACAGCUCAAACCUGAUCACACAUCGGAGAAUCCACACCAGAGAGACACCCUAUACCUGCCUUGAGUGCGGGAAAAGCUUCACCCAGAGCUCACACCUCAUCACACAUCGGAGAAUCCACACAGGAGAACGCCCCUACACAUGCUCUGAGUGCGGGAAAAGCUUCAAUCACUGCUCAAACCUUAUCACACAUCGGAGAAUCCACACAGGAGAGACGCCCUAUAUAUGCUCCGAGUGCAGAAAAAGCUUCAAUGAGAGUUCAGACCUUAUUCGGCAUUGGAGAAUCCACACAGGAGAGAAACCCUACACAUGCUCUGAGUGUGGGAAAACCUUUAACCACAGCUCAAACCUGAACAAACAUCGGCGAAUUCACACUGGGGAGACACCCUAUACCUGCCUUGAGUGCGGGAAAAGCUUCAGCCAGAGCUCACAUCUUAUCACACAUCGGAGAAUCCACACAGGAGAGCGGCUCUGCUAG
Molecule: messenger RNA, 1128 nt
Organism: Chelonoidis abingdonii (Abingdon island giant tortoise)
Lineage: Eukaryota; Metazoa; Chordata; Testudines; Testudinidae
Source: RefSeq, a predicted model, not a curated record